AUGGGAAUGUGUUCGUUUUACAGCGAUAUAUACGAGGUGGUGGAUGAUCCAUCGCUGGAUUCAAUAAUCUCAUGGAGCAAAAGCAACAAGAGUUUUGUCAUCUGGGAUCCGAAAGAGCUAGUUGAAAAGAUUCUUCCGAGACUUCUUCACUACAAGUUGUCACACUUUAUAACCGAAAUUGAAAUCUAUGGAUUUGUAAGAAUUGAGGGGUCUGAGCACUUGGAAUUCGGACAUGAGCAAUACUUCGUGAGAGGUAAACCUGAGCUUUUGACGAAGAUGCGUUACCAAGCUGUCUCGAAUAUGGUGAAGAAAGGUAGAGAAAGAGCAGAGAAGAAGAUCUCUGUGGGAGAUCAGAUGAUGAGGUGCAGAUAUGCACCUAUUAGGUUCAACAAAAUUAAGAGAUCAUCAAAGAAAUCAUCAAAGAAAGCUAAAGCUAUAACGCCACUGGAGACAAUCUACGAGUGA
Messenger RNA from Brassica rapa (field mustard), 465 nucleotides. RefSeq names its product heat stress transcription factor A-4a-like. Gene Ontology annotation, molecular function: DNA-binding transcription factor activity; RNA polymerase II cis-regulatory region sequence-specific DNA binding. Gene Ontology annotation, biological process: regulation of transcription by RNA polymerase II; cellular response to heat. Gene Ontology annotation, cellular component: nucleus. Lineage: Eukaryota; Viridiplantae; Streptophyta; Magnoliopsida; Brassicales; Brassicaceae. The record is from RefSeq and is a predicted model, not a curated record.